CGACUCGUCGCCAUUGCCGCACGGAGUGGGAACGGUGCUGGACCGCUGAAGCUCGGCCUUUACAAACCCAAACCGCUUCAGGAGCGCGGGGUGGGGGUCAAGUCAAAGCGCUGGGCCCUCUCCACUCCUCUCCAGCGGCUUGUUCCAAGCCGAUUACGUCCCCCACCCCCUCCACUCUCUCUCUCCCCGAUCCUCGCUCCGCUCGUCUUUACUUUCGCCAUCUUUAGAUUUGGUCACAAUGCAGAGGUCGCCAUGAUGAAGAUUAAAGUUAGGCCCCGUUACGCGAUGCCCUGUGGAAAAACGGUUGGCACAACCAGCCACGUCGUUCCCGUUGAGCUGCUGGAAGCUGACGCUGGAAGAUCCAGACAUGGAAAAGAAGUCUGCACGUUCCGCUUCGGCAGGACCCAGCAAGGUGCCACCCUCGGACAGUAAAAGUAAACAAGAUGGUAAAGGUGGAACUGGAUCAAGAUGCUACAACAGGAAACGAGACCCGGCUUUUCCUAAAAACGAAAAUGUAUCUAACCAGACCCGCCGCACCAAUCCACAGAAAAGCAAAGCUUUUGACAAGAGACCCCCUGCACGUGGCAGCAACAAAUCCUUUAGCACUUCUGGUAAUGGUGGUAGACGGGAAGAGGUAGCAGAGGUGAGGAGGGCAGAGUUCAGUCCUGCCCAGUUUACUGGUCCUAAGAAGAUAAGCCUAAACCAUUUGUUAAAUUUUACAUUUGAACCUCGUGGCCAGUCAGGUUCACAUUAUGAUGGUAAUUGCCAUGGAGGCUGGGGAAGGAGAAACAAAUGGGGUCAUAAACAUAAGCCAUUCAACAAAGAGCAGUUCUUGCAGGCCAACUGUCAGUUUGUGGUCUCUGAAGAUCAGGACUACAGUGUUCACUUUGCUGACCCAGAUAUAUUGGUGAAAUGGGACUUUGUGCAGCAGGUGCGCAUCUGUAGUCAUGAAGUUCCUUCGUGUCCAAUCUGUUUGUAUCCUCCCUCUGCUGCAAAGAUAACACGCUGUGGACACAUCUACUGUUGGGCUUGUAUUCUUCACUAUCUCUCCUUAAGUGAGAAAACCUGGGGUAAAUGCCCUAUUUGUUAUGAGGCUGUACAUAAAAAAGACCUCAAAAGUGUUGUUGCCAUGGAGACACAUCAAUACAGUGUGGAAGAUACAAUAACCAUGCAGUUGAUGCGUAGAGAGAAGGGUGCCCUGAUGGCUUUACCCAAAUCCAUGUGGAUGAAAGUUGAACCAAUUUACUUGGGAGUAGGUGAAGAAUACAGCCGUUAUUCAAAGCUGCUUCUGGCGACAACACAGCAGGUUUUGCAGCACGUGAUAGACAAAGAGCGAGCAGCCUUGUUGAGACAGUAUGAAGAGGAGAAAGAUACACCAGAAGCCUGCUUUAUUGAAGCAGCAAUGCAGGAGCUCAAGUUUCGAGAGCAAGAGUUGCUGGGCUGUCCUACUCCAGGGAAGGACGUUCCUGGAGCAGUGUCUAAACUUGAGGAAUUGACCAUUGCUAAUUCAACAGCACCUGCAGAGAAUACCACAAUAUGUGGCAAGAACCAACAUGUAUUGGCUUAUUCAUCUGCAUUUGAUGAAAUUAUUGAUGAAUCUCAAGAGAAGACCUUUGCUCCAGCAUGCACUGAAGUGGAUGAGCCAACUGCUGUUCCUGAAUCAAUCAGCAGUGACAAAACAGAAGGAGCUCAUGGGACUAAUUGUGGUGAACCUGAAAAUGGGCCUUCAAUUGAAGCUGCUAGACCAAGCUCAGAAACAACCUACUAUUAUUAUUACCAAGCUGAGGAUGGGCAAUAUAUGUUUUUGAGCCCAGUUAAUGUGCGAUGUCUGGUGAGGGAGUAUGGUAGUCUGGAAAAGUGUCCUGAGAAGAUCACUGCAACAGUGGUGGAGAUUGUUGGACAUUCAAUGACUGAGGAAGUACGCCGUAGACACCGCUAUUUGUGUCAUCUACCUCUUACCUGCGAGUUUGGUAUUUGUGAGCUGGCUCUGAAGCCACCUGUGGUUUCUAAGGAAACUUUGGAAGCUUUUUCAGAGGAUCUGAACAGAAGGAGAUGCCUUCGCUUAAAAAAAGCUCGAGAUGAACGUCGAAGAGAGCGUCAGAUUGAAAUGGAAGAAAAUAAAAAGCAAGGCAAAUAUCCAGAAGUUCAUAUUGCCUUGGAAAAUUUCCAGCAAUUUCCAGCAUGUGGAUCAUCUUUAGAAAUUCUACCAAGCAUUGUAUCCCCAAACAGUUCUGAUGGUGACCCUCUACCCUCAAGUUGUCUUUCAGUCAGUGCCACCCUUAGCAGCAGCCCCAAUGUUUUGGCAGAAUCAGCAUUGAAUCAAUCCGUCCUUGCUUUUAGUCCAGGAAACCCUCCUCCGUGUGUUGGCAGCUUGGAAGACGAUGCAUGCUUUCCUUCAUUUGCUCAGAUGUUGAGGGAUGGGAAGGCUAAAGCAGAAGUGUGGCCCAAAGUAACUCCAAGAAAAGCAGAAACCAGUUUGAUGCCCCCACCUGCAGCAGAUAGUGAUGGAGAGAGUGACAUUUCGGACCGUGUACCUGUACCAAGCUUUCAAAAUUCCUUUAGUCAGGCUAUGGAGGCAGCAUUCCUCAAGCUUGAUAAAGUUCCAGGCCCAGAGUUCUGUGCAGAGGAGAGGAAUCGGAAAAAGAAGAAAAAAAAGCAGAUGUUGCUCUUCAGUACUUCAGUAGUUCACACAAAGUAAUGUAGGCAAUCAUUGCCCAUUUCACCCAUUUCUGAAUCCCAGGCAGCCAGUGCCUGUAUUUGCAUUCACUGCUGUCUGUGCAAAAAUAAUUUUGUUUGCUGCUAUAGUUUGAAUUUUUGGUUGUAUUUCAAACCUGGAAGAUUACAUCAUUGGCAAUUGUUUGAGUGGCUUGUCAUUGAAAGUUUGCCUCCUGUUUUAUGUAUACAGGUUUCACAGCUUUGAGGUUAAACAUCAUAACCAAUUUAUAUAGCUUGUGACAUGGGACUUUUUUAAACAAGGGAAAUUCCAAUAAAAGCUGGAGCUUAACUUCUGUUAGGUGGACAGUGGGGGCUAAUUUUUUUGCUGUUAUCACCCUCUACCCCAAUUAUUUUGUAAAUAAUUGGCACUUUAUUUUCUUUCAGCUAAUAUUUGUCAUUGUUAGUCAGGUGGUGUUUUGGCCCAUCUUAUCCCUUCCACCAACAUCACUAAAGAUUUGCAAAAUAUUCUGCACCUCAAAAUCAAAUAAAUCAGUGAUAAACAUUGGGCCUGUAAGUAUCACUCCUAACAAGGUUAUGCUACUGAUGGCACAAUAUAAAUUAAAAUUAGCUGGAGUUUCCCUUUUUUGAAAAUUUUAAUUUGAAAAGUAUCUUUUUUAAAAAAGUGACUGUCAAGUAUCUAAUGAAGUGUUGAGUUCAGCUUUGUUACUUCUACCCUUCACCUUUUUUUUCAUGCAACAGCAGAGUAAUAGAUGCAAUAAAAGACUCUUGUGCAGUGUGUUCAUUUUCUGCCUUCUCCCAUAAAGGGUCAGUGCUGACUGCAUGAAGCUCUGGAAAACCAUAGCCAAUCACUGAGAAUGACCAGUUUUUCUCAUAAUUGGAAUCUUUAGAUCUCAUUUAGUUUGAGGGAAUAGUUAGUCAACCCUGGCACAUCUGACCAGGAAAACCACUGUUCUGCCCUAGAAAAAUAAGUUACACAAGGCUUCUUUUACUGGCUUUCCCUUUUCUUCAACUUAAUGCCAUAGUUGCUCAGCUGUUAUUACACACCUAUUGGAGCAGGUGCAACUUGAGCUUGGCCUUCUGGCUCAUCUAGCCACUGCACUAAUAGCCAUCUAAACCAAUGAAAUUAAACACGUAGGUACUGGUGCAGAUCAGUUUGAUUAUUUCUAAUUAUAUUGCAACGAUGACUAAUUAUUGAAAGAUGUUUCCCUUUUAAGCACCACUAUUUCUUGACCUUUGUCCAUGACUAACCUUUUAAUGCUGUACUGCAAUUGGUGCAAGCACAAAGGUUUUAAAGGAUCUCAAACAUUCCCAAAUUCAAGUUAGUCCAAGGCGAUGAGUACACCCAGCUCCAAUUGUGAACAUUGUUACUUCUGUACAUAUUAUAUUUCACAUUCCUAUGUCCUGCAGCAUAUAGGUUUGUAAUUUGAUAACCACAUGAUAAGCUUAAAAUGAAAGUAUGAACAACUGCAUUGAAAAAUGCUUUUUACUUUGAUUUUAUGGGCAGUAUUAAUUGAAGAAAUGGGUUAAUAGGUUAAUAUCUUAAAGAAAAGAAACUGUUUAAUUUUGUAGGCUUACUCUGAAAUCCUCAAGUAAGGCAGAUUGUUAACCUAAAUUGGGUUGAGCUUGCAGAUAGUUUAAUAGAACAAGUACUUGAUAGAGUUUUACUAGCUGAGCCAAAUUUGUAGCCUUGAUUAUACAUCAGCUACAACAAGCAAUCAUAUUUCUUCAAAUUCAUUUGUGGGUUAAAAAGUUACACAGGCAAUAUCAGUAGUAAUCACCCAUCUCUAAUUAGCUAAUAGUCAGUGGUUUAUUAGCCAUUUUAAAAAUCAACUUUUGGCUAUGGGGAACCCUCUUGUGGCCAGUAUAGAUAAGGAUGACAUUUCUUUUCCUGAUGGAUAUAAUGAACCAGGUGGGUUUUUAAUAAUCAUUUAGUUUCAUGAUAAUUACUGAUAGCAAAUUUAGUUCAAUUAAAUAAAGCUGAACUACACUUAACUAUUGUUUUAAGCCCACAGUAACAUGAUUUAAACUGCCCCAGAGAUGACCCAGCAAGGUAUUCAAUUGCUGAGAAGGUAGCUUACCAUAUAAGUGCCAGCUUUUCAUCUUUAAGACUAUGCCUACAAGACUAAGCAUCCAAUAGCAAAUAUCAUUCUGGACUAGUUUUUAAAUCACUUCAGUCCAUGCCAAUAAAAGUUCUUUUCCACUACAAGGCUGCCCUAGUGAAAAGAAGUGAGGUGUUUAACAGUGAAGAAUGGGCUGAGGUGUUGUGAGCUCUAAAUCUGAAUUAAAGAUUAUUCCAUUUUCAACACCAUGACUGUUCAGAUGGAACAAAUACCACAAUGCA
Messenger RNA from Hemiscyllium ocellatum (epaulette shark), 5017 nucleotides. It is a transcript of the gene rnf10, whose product is annotated as ring finger protein 10. The record is from RefSeq and is a predicted model, not a curated record. The transcript has 17 exons. NCBI's taxonomy places the organism in Eukaryota, Metazoa, Chordata, Chondrichthyes, Orectolobiformes, Hemiscylliidae. Gene Ontology annotation, molecular function: metal ion binding; transcription cis-regulatory region binding. Gene Ontology annotation, biological process: positive regulation of transcription by RNA polymerase II; positive regulation of myelination. Bases 368 to 2698 code for a protein of 776 amino acids.